AUGUGGUCUCAGUCCGACUACACCAGCUUUGCACGGGAACCAGGGGACCAAGUCCUCGCUCAGCUAAUCAUGGAACCCUUGGGAACCAUCAUUGUGGCCUGUAUCGGUAUUAUCUGCACAUCUUUACGAUCCGUCGGGGGAUUUCUGACCGUCGUCUUCGUCUUCGUCAUGCAGCCCUUGUCACUGCUUAACAGUGCCGGCAACUUUCUAACCGUGGUCGGCAGCUUCAAUGUCUUCCUCGGUCCGCUCAAGGGAAUCAUGUUUGCCGAUGACUUCCUCAUCCGCAAGCGGACCAUGGAGCUUACCGGCCUGUAA
This is a messenger RNA of Colletotrichum costaricense, 315 nucleotides long. RefSeq lists its product as uncharacterized. NCBI's taxonomy places the organism in Eukaryota, Fungi, Ascomycota, Sordariomycetes, Glomerellales, Glomerellaceae. The transcript has 2 exons. The coding region runs from base 1 to 315 and encodes 104 amino acids. Gene Ontology annotation, cellular component: plasma membrane. The record is from RefSeq and is a predicted model, not a curated record. Gene Ontology annotation, biological process: nucleobase transport; transmembrane transport. Gene Ontology annotation, molecular function: nucleobase transmembrane transporter activity.